CGCUACAGAGCCAAGGGAAGUGAAAGGAAGACCCUUAUCUUGUCGACCACUGCAUGCGAUAAGCAGUUCACCCCACCAUGACAGCCCACACCGAGGUGAGUUGCAUGGUCUGUGCAUAACACCUUUGGCUUCCCGUUGCCGGCCGGCGCGCGCGCGUCAGUUUCCAAUUCCAUCAUUGUCCCGAACCACGCCGACUUGUCCGAUUUUACUUUCUGCAACCUUAACUUCAAGUCCAGAACCACUCCGGUGCCGAUCCCUUUGCUGCGCGACAUCCGUAUCCUUGCUCUGAGAGACAGGGCGCACCCAACCAUCAACGACUUCCAUAUCUUGCCUCGAUUCGACCGUUGCCGAAAUACCUACUAGAAACCGUCAUCCGAGUCAAGAUACAACAAAACAUACAAAGGAAACAGUCGGGAUGGCGCAAGCUGGCAGCGAAAACAAGGAGCCAUGGAACGAGGAGACCAGGGCCAAGUUUGAAGGAAAGAGCCGAAGCGAAUACCUUGAUCCGUGCCAGGAGGCCGCUCAGCGGAGUAUACGGUGUCUGCACCGCAACCAAGGAGACCGAACCAUGUGCUCGGACUACUUUGAGGCGUACAGGGAAUGCAAGAAGCAAUGGAUCGAAAGGAGGCGGGAACAGAAGAGGAAAGCGGGUGCGCUCUUCUGAGCUACCGGACUUUUCAAUGGAAGGAUAUAAUCUGAGCAACCACGGCUACAAGGAAGAAAAAGAAAUCUGAGCAACAGGAGGAAGAUCAACGUGGGCAACAUUGCUUUUUGCGCUUGUAUAAAUAGUCUUUGUAAAGCACUUGCAUGGGUAGGCGUUUAGGUUACGGAAGACGCGGAGUACCUGUUUGAUCGUUCAUCAAACGAGGACAGGGAGGGAAUAGAGAAAAAAAAUGGGUGAUAUGGUGACCGUAGAAAGGGGGCAAAAGAAAUGGUCAAGUAAAACAUCAACUAAGCAAGCCGAAGUGAAGAUGGUCAAGUAGUGUAUAUAUGAUAUAAACCUAUCUGUAUAUAUUGACGGUGAGGCCCGAGCCACUCAGCUCGGUCACGGCGGGGUCCCCGGUCUCGAUCGAUCACUGUACAUCAGGUACUUCUACUUGUAAAGUACACAGGAG
Molecule: messenger RNA, 1115 nt
Organism: Neurospora hispaniola
Lineage: Eukaryota; Fungi; Ascomycota; Sordariomycetes; Sordariales; Sordariaceae
Product: cytochrome c oxidase-assembly factor cox-23, mitochondrial
Exons: 3
Coding region: 416-664 (82 amino acids)
Biological process (GO): mitochondrial respiratory chain complex assembly
Cellular component (GO): mitochondrion
Source: RefSeq, a predicted model, not a curated record